Cooperia oncophora is the source of this 198-nucleotide messenger RNA. Lineage: Eukaryota; Metazoa; Nematoda; Chromadorea; Rhabditida; Trichostrongylidae. The record is from the annotation of a GenBank genome assembly.
AUGCCGCUAUCAGACAUUCCAGAUGUCGACAUCGAUCCUUCGGGAACAUUCAAGUAUAUUCUGAUCAAGUGCACCGACAAGUCAUCGAUGGAGACGAAGCACAUCGUGCGUGGAUAUUACAAAUGUCAUUUUCAUGUCGAUAUCCUCAGAGCUGCUCGAGAGAUGCGGACCGUCUUACUGCGCUUCAGUAUGUAUUGA